UCUUACUUGUUUUUAUUUUUCUUUUAACAAAGCCUAAACGCCGAUUCCUCACUUUAUCUACCGAAAAUGAAAUUCUCCGGGGUCUCUUUAGUUUCCCUUCUUUUCUCUCACUCCAAACACCUAAAGAAGGCCUAAAGCGCCUCCGAAUCGAUUCCCAUGGCCUCAACAGAUCAGAUCUCGCUUUCUCUCUCUAACAAGCAACCAUUUCACUCCUAAUCGAUGCGCCAAAUUCUCCAUUUCUCUUCCUGAGAAGAACAGACGGAGAGGUUUUUCACUUCGUUAAUCCACAUUCCAUGGCGACCUUGCAGAAAUUCAAGCUCCUCGCGACUCAAUGCGCCGUCGCCGGAAGCCCCACGCGAAGCCCGUCGGCGAGUCCCGUCAUCCAUCUCCGCCGACGCAAGACUUUGCGGAUGCUCCUCAACCGCCCAGAGCGUAGACUUCCCCGCCGCGAGGCAUCGUCGGAGGUCAAGGACAUUGACGAAGACGGCGGCGACGAUCGGCCGGAGAAGAGCAAGGACGCCAGGGUUCGCCAGAAGUUGAAAGAUCUGUUCGUGUCGUCGCCGCCUCUUGAAGAUAGGGUUUCGGAUAAUAGAGGCGAGAGAGAAGACGAAGAAGAAGAAGAGCGAGGGUUGUUACCGCCAACCGGAAGCGUUAUUGGUGGAUUUAGUGUCGGCGGAGGCGGAUUGACAGCUCGGCGGCGCGGAACCGGCUCGCUCAGGCCGGUGACGGCGGGGUUCCGGUACAGAUUGCUCAGGAGAGCUUGGCGACCCGUACUCGUUUCAAUCCCUGAGUAGAAAUUAAAAAAAUAAAAGUAAUAUGGAAAAGGAAAUCAAAAUAAGACGGUGUUCUACGUUUUGCCGGCGUAGUUUGCUAAUGUGCGCGGUGUGUUGAUGAAGGAAUAAAACGGCCACAGCACAGAACUGCGUGUGUAAGUAUCUCGGUACGUGUUGGCGUGGAAGUUCAUGUUUUCUGUUACCAACGGCACAUUUUUAUAAAAAAACU
Morus notabilis is the source of this 1002-nucleotide messenger RNA. RefSeq lists its product as uncharacterized. The transcript has 2 exons. NCBI's taxonomy places the organism in Eukaryota, Viridiplantae, Streptophyta, Magnoliopsida, Rosales, Moraceae. The coding region runs from base 294 to 794 and encodes 166 amino acids. The record is from RefSeq and is a predicted model, not a curated record.